Molecule: messenger RNA, 603 nt
Organism: Aspergillus nomiae NRRL 13137
Lineage: Eukaryota; Fungi; Ascomycota; Eurotiomycetes; Eurotiales; Aspergillaceae
Product: Gfo/Idh/MocA family protein
Exons: 3
Coding region: 1-603 (200 amino acids)
Molecular function (GO): nucleotide binding
Source: RefSeq, a predicted model, not a curated record
AUGAAGCCUACUGAAGCUACGCCGGGUAGCCGGGUUAUUAAGCUCAAGGUCGCAGGUAGCUCGAAGCCCAAGACAACACGAAGCAUCGAGGAGCUCUGCAACGCGCCGGAAGUGGAACUAGUACUGAUCGUAAAUAAUCAUGCUUUACACGCCUUCGCCGCAGUACUCGCGCUACAGGCAAAUAAGUACGUCUUUAUCGAGAAGCCGAUUGCUUUGACAUGGCAAGAUACAGACCGUAUCAUAGCAGCGGACAAGGCUACAGGUGGCGCGAAAGUAUUUAUCGGUUGCAUGAGGAGAUAUGCUGCGGCUUUAAUCGACGCAGUCAACGAGGUGGCAAGUAUUGGACAAAUCCGUUAUGCCCGCGUCCGAGAUAUCAUUGGACCUAACUCGGUCUUCGUGGGUCAAUUCGGAACGUAUCCAAGGACCUUCAACGAUUAUCCCGAGGCGGACUCAGAAGCGUUACAUACGAAAACCCAUAAUGACAUGGAGCAAGCCCUCCAUACCGAACUUGGAAUCACCGUCACGAAGGAGACGGCUAUGAUUGCAAUUUCUAAUACCCUAACUUCGCGGUCGCAUACGAGUCCGGUGUCGAUCAGGUCGUAA